AUGGCUCAUAUCACCAGCAGUGCCGCGCCGGCCGGUUCCAUCCUAUUUUCGAUUUUUGCGCUGCUCGUCAUUUCCGUCAUCGUCCUAUUGAUCUUGCGAUACUACCUGCCGCUGCGAACGACCCCCGGGUUCUAUCUCGUUCCCAUCUUCUUCGCCUUAUGGCUGCCGUCAAUAGUUGUCCUCCUCGUUCCCAUAGACCUGGCAUCCAGCGCCGCUACCAACGAUGAGACCACCAGAGGAAUAUGGCUCCCCGAACGAGUCGUCUUGGUGUCGUGGCGGAUAACAUAUUGGCUGACCUUUGUGCUAACUUGGGCUAUUUUGCCCAUCCUAGGUGAAUACUCGGAUGCCGGCUACCACGAACCGAACGAUAAGCUCAAGUACUCCCUCCGACAAAAUGCGCAGUUUUACGCCAUUGUCCUCGGUGCCAGUGCUGUUGGUUUGGUCUACUUCUUUAUUGCAUAUAAUCCCUCUCUUUUAUCGGUCCAGAGUCUUGUGAUGACUCUUGCCUACUGCUGGGGCCUUGUACUCGCCAUCUAUCUCAUGGGUCACGGGCUUGUUGCGAUUCCAAGACGACUAAUUCGAAAUGCGAGUAUCAGCGGCCGAUUACGGAGAUUGCAGUCGCGAGCCCCAAAAGUGCGUGAGCGCAUGGAAGACACGCUGGUCAUCCUAGAGGAAGUUGAGGCUCAAGUCGCAGAGCUUUGUCGCCGAAAGACCGGCAGCGCUUUGAGUUUUCAGGAAUGGAUCGAGGAGCUUCAAGACAUGGGCAACAUCGUGCCGUCUCAGGUACCAUCCGGCUUCAGCACCUUCGGCGCUAGUGGUCGAUCCAUUCCGCCUGUCAUCACAGAAAAGUAUUUGGCCGACCUGACUCGAGGCUUUGUUCGGGCUAGGCAUGCUAGAUCUCGAUAUGUCGACGAAUGGAACGGCUUGGUGCACGAAGCAGGGGAAUUGCAGAUGAUUUUAGAUUCUGCUGCAUCAAAGAAGCUAAAUUUCGGAGAGCCGUCACCGCACGCGGGAGUUUGCGAGAGGACCAGAAUUCUGAGUCCAUAUACUCGAUACAUAUUUUACUACCAUGUCGUCCCCUACUCACAAGUAGCAUUUGGUCUAUUCCUAGCUGUCGCCUCUGCUUGCGUUGUCUGGUCGGAAUUGGUUCGAUAUACAUUCCCGCAAUUGUCCGUCAUUCGCCUCAGUGUGGUACAUCACUGGGUGGGCGACAAGCCUGAAGUUGGGUUUGCAGGACAAGUCGUUUCUGCUUUCUGGAUUAGCUACAUGUGUGCGGCAGCGCUUCUCUCCAUGACAGAAGUCAAAGUCUGGCGUGGCCGGGCCCUUGUGAAGCGGAACACGGCUUAUGAAUCGGCAUUUUGGUACUCCAUGCAGGUCGCCAAGCUUACUAUCCCGCUGUCGUACAACUUUGUGACUUUCUUAUCCAAAGAGGUAUAUGAAAAGACGAUAUUCUUCAAGUUCCUGGGGCAACUACUCGAAAAGACCGCGCCUGGUCGGUGGUUUGAUGAUCUCUUUCCAAUUGUCGUCUUGUUCCCUGUGGUGGCAACAUUGUUCGGGUUGUACGGGAAAGUCAAACGUGUUUUUGUCGGCAUCGACGUCAUUGACGAGGGCGAUGAAAAUGGGCCGGCAUAUGGGACUGGAUCUUGGCGAGAAGGUCGUGCUCUCAUUGAACGAGAACUGGAAGGCACAGCGAUAUACCGUCGACGAGGGGACACGGCUUCAAGCGUCGCACUAGGUGGACGAGGAAACAGACCAGCUCCCACCCUCUCCAUUCCCGCAGUUAGGAAUCACGCUGCGGCGCCCAGUCGAUCACCCUUGUCCCCGUCCAACAAUCGCCGACCAGGACAAGCUCCAAGGGCUCCUCUUAGCGACGAAGGAAUGGAAGACGAUAACAUGCUUGUAAUCAUAGGAAACCGUGUGAAAAACACAUUCGAGGGCAUGGAAGCGCCCAAAUGGUUUCAGGACAUCAAGAAACCCAAGUGGAUGGGCGGGGACAACGACAAUGCUGGUAACUCUCAGGAUAACUCCAACAUACGCAGAUGGUUUGGUGGAGAUGGCCACAUUCGGUUGUAA
Metarhizium album ARSEF 1941 is the source of this 2073-nucleotide messenger RNA. RefSeq names its product LMBR1-like membrane protein. The transcript has 2 exons. Lineage: Eukaryota; Fungi; Ascomycota; Sordariomycetes; Hypocreales; Clavicipitaceae. The record is from RefSeq and is a predicted model, not a curated record. Gene Ontology annotation, cellular component: membrane. Bases 1 to 2073 code for a protein of 690 amino acids.